Molecule: messenger RNA, 2811 nt
Organism: Sporisorium graminicola
Lineage: Eukaryota; Fungi; Basidiomycota; Ustilaginomycetes; Ustilaginales; Ustilaginaceae
Exons: 1
Coding region: 1-2811 (936 amino acids)
Biological process (GO): double-strand break repair via homologous recombination; DNA replication
Cellular component (GO): RecQ family helicase-topoisomerase III complex; nucleus; cytoplasm
Molecular function (GO): ATP binding; nucleic acid binding; 3'-5' DNA helicase activity
Source: RefSeq, a predicted model, not a curated record
AUGGAUGGAGAGGCGAAAAACUUGCCGGCCGAGGACAGGUUCAAGCUGUUCGGCCCAUCGAUGGAGCAGCCGCUCUCACGCGACGAAGUCCAACGCAUGCCAGAGUAUCCUUGGAAAAGGUCCGUGAUAUACGCUCUGCGAAAAUACUUUAGACUGCGACGUUUCAGGCCGAAUCAACUCGAGGCCAUCAACGGCACGCUGAUGGGACGAGACGUCUUUGUGCUGAUGCCCACCGGUGGCGGCAAGUCGCUGUGCUACCAGCUGCCAGCGUGCCUCGACCCGGGCGUCACGAUCGUCAUAUCCCCACUUCUCUCUCUCAUUGAGGAUCAGGUGCGUCACCUCGUCAACAUAGGUAUCGCCGCGACCAUGCUCACUGGUCAUCAGACCGCAGCCGAUAAGCGGAAUGCUAUGACUGCAGCGAUGGACAGUAGCAGCUUUUUGCGGCUGCUGUAUCUCACGCCAGAGUUCGUCCGCCAAUCCCCUCAAGCGACCACACUGCUGAACCACCUUUACUCUCAAAAGCGGUUGGCUCGGUUUGUGGUCGACGAGGCGCACUGUGUGAGUCAAUGGGGCCACGACUUCCGCCCACACUACACCGAGCUCGGCGAAUUACGCGUCAGUUAUCCCACUGUGCCUAUCCUGGCGCUCACCGCCACGGCCAAUGCUCGUGUUGUCAAGGACGUCAAGGCGUGCCUGAAGAUGAAGAGCGUCAUCGAGCUCUCCUCAAGUUUCAACCGCCCAAAUCUGGAGUACCAGGUGCGGAACAAGCCGAGGAGCAAAGUUGUCGACGAGAUUUCCAGCUUCAUCCUCGCUUCGCACAAGGACGAGUGCGGCAUCGUCUAUUGCUUCAGCCGGGAAUCGUGCGAGACCGUUGCAGCCGACCUCAUAAAGCAUGGCAUCUCGGCGCACCACUACCACGCCAAGCUACAGAAGGACGAUCGAUCGAUGGUACAGCAAAAGUGGCAGCGAAACGAGUUCAAGGUGAUCGUGGCGACCAUCGCUUUCGGCAUGGGCAUCGACAAGCCCGACGUGCGCUUCGUCAUCCACCAUUCGCUGCCCAAGUCGCUCGAAGGCUACUACCAGGAGACGGGCCGAGCCGGUCGCGACGGCAAAACCUCGGUGUGCAUCCUGUACUAUGCCUAUAGCGACGUGCACAAGAUGGAAAAGAUGAUGCGCAGUGAGGAGGACAAGUCGCAGGAAGCCAUCGACCGCAGCAUCGACUCGUUGCGCGUGAUGCAGAGGUUUUGCGAAAACAUUAUUGAGUGCCGUCGCGUCCAGGUCCUGCGCUACUUUGGCGAAGACUUUUCUGCAGAGCAAUGCCACAGCACGUGCGACAACUGCUGCCGCGCAUCUGGUACGAUUCGCGUUGAAGACGUUACAGAGCUCGCGAUCAAGGCGGUAAAGCUGGUCAAGGAGAUCACGCGUCAGAGAGAUGAUUGGACGUUACUCCACUUUGCUGAAGUCUUUUGCGGCUCUCGUUCCAAGAAGAUCCGAGACGCGCGCCACGACAAGGUCGAGAUGCACGGCGCCGGUUCUGCGCUUGCCAAGGAAGAGGUCCAUCGGCUGUUCGAGCGCCUCUGCACCGAGGGAGUCUUCAAGAUCAAGGACGUCAUGAACAUGAAGAAGUUCAGCACGUCAUAUCUUGUAAUGGGCCCAGCAGCGUCGCAGUUGCUGAGCGGUAAGAAAAAGAUCACCCUGCAGAUCGCUUCGAAAUCAGCAUCGGAGACGUCAGUGUCGGCGCCAGCGCGGGCGAAAAAUCCCAAAAAGCAGCCAAGGCAGGCGAGAGAUGUCGACUUCGCAGAGUUUGACGAGGACGCCCACGACAUAUCGAACGUUAGCCUCAGCCCGCAGGAAGCCCACGCACACCAACCCCUGAAUCGAGAUCCGGUGCAGCAACCAGCUUGGACAGCGAGAGGAGCGGUAGCCUUGGACGACGACGACGGCUACGUCCCUCCAGAGAUAUUGGAGGAUGAAUAUGACCCCGACGCCGACUCUGAUGAUGAGGCUCCUCUGGCCGUUUCCAUUGUCGCCCAGCAGCGUCCAGAGACGACGAUGCAAGGAGGCGAGAGCGAGGGAAGCGGGGACGACUUCGAGAUCGAUCCUCGGUCGAGCGACGCCAACCAAGGCUGCUACCGCGCACUCAAGAAGCUCGACGCUACGCUCGCCAAGCAGGAAAGGCAGACGCAAGGCUGGCUGCUUCCGGACGAGCUGCUGCAGGAGAUCUCGGCCCUUGCGCCUUCGAGCGUCGGGUCUCUCAAGAGCGGAUUCGAACGCGAGGGGCGAUACACCCGGUGGCUGGACAAGUACGGUACCAGGUACGUCGCAAUCUGCCAACGAUUCUUUCAAGCAGAGAAAGAUCAGUUCGGGGCAGCUCGCAUUGCAGCAGUGAGGGGGCCAGGCUGGUCUUCGUUCCUGUCGCCCGGUUCUCGACCUUCUCUGCCAACGGGAUCCACGCCAGGGCGAUCUGCACCAGACUCUGUCAAUGAAGCCAGACCAGACCGUGGUGUCGCACCUCGCAAGAGCGCAGUCAUCGCCGCUGCCAAUUUGGAGCAGUACGCGUACGAAGACACAGCUACACGGGCCUCGCCGGCAUCCAAAAGUGACAGAUCGGUGGCCGCCAGCAGUCGAGUUGGGCGCGCAUCUCCCAAGUUGCCAGCAACAGGUUCGAGAUCGAAGACUUCAGCAGCGGUGCCAACCGCCAAGAGGCUUACGCUCAACCCUGGCUUCCUCAACAACGGCGGCGCGUUGCAGAUUCGAGCGAUGCCGUUGCUUCCAUCGCAAAGGGCGGCGAAUCGACCUCGUCCGAGUUGA